Molecule: messenger RNA, 1278 nt
Organism: Haemonchus placei
Lineage: Eukaryota; Metazoa; Nematoda; Chromadorea; Rhabditida; Trichostrongylidae
Source: the annotation of a GenBank genome assembly
AUGCGAACCUUACUGCUCGUCGCAGUGGUCGGUACCGCUCAAGCGUUCCUCUUUGGAGGCGGAGGAGGAGGAGGUUGCGGAGGAGGAUGCGCUGCUCCCGCUCCCGCUCCAUGUGCAUCUUCAUCUUGUGGAGGAGGAUCGUAUGGAGGAUCAUCGUAUGGAGGAUCGUCCUAUGGCGGAGGAUCAUCGUGUGGAGGAUCUUCUUGUGGAGGAGGAUCAUCGUGUGGAGGAUCAUCUUGUGGAGGAGGAUCAUAUGGAGGCGGAUCAUCAUGUGGAGGAGGAUCAUCAUGCGGCGGAGGAGGAUCGUAUGGAGGAGGAGGUGGAGGAUACGCUUCAGCACCAUCUGGAGGAGGAUACGCACAAGCUCCAUCUGGAGGCGGCGGUGGAUACGCUCAAGCUCCAUCAUACCCACCGCCUCCACCCCCACCCCCACCACCACCACCACCCUCAUACGGAGGCGGUGGCGGCUACGCUGGAGGCGGCGGUGGCGGAUACUCAGGAGGCGGUGGUGGUGGAUACGCUGGCGGCGGCGGUGGCGGAGGAUCAUACGCUGGAGGCGGCGGCGGCGGAUACUCUGGAGGCGGCGGUGGCGGAGGAUCGUACGCUGGAGGCGGCGGCGGUGGCGGAUACGCUGGAGGCGGUGGCGGCGGAGGAUCGUACGCUGGAGGCGGCGGCGGUGGCGGAUACUCUGGAGGCGGCGGUGGCGGAGGAUCAUACGCUGGAGGCGGCGGUGGCGGAGGAUCAUACGCUGGAGGCGGUGGCGGCGGCGGCGGCGGAUACUCUGGAGGCGGAGGCGGCGGCGGAUAUUCUGGAGGCGGCGGAGGUGGAGGAUCAUACGCUGGAGGCGGCAGCAAAGGAGGAUCAUAUGGUGGCGGUGGAAGCAGCGGUGGCGGAUACUCUGGCGGCGGCGGAGGCGGAUACUCUGGAGGAGGCGGUGGUGGAGGAUCUUAUUCCGGCGGAGGCGGAACUGGAGGUGGAUCAUAUUCCGGAGGUGGCGGCACUGGCGGAGGAUCCUACUCCGGCGGAGGAGGAGGCGGCGGCGGCGGCGGAGGUGGUUACUCUGGUGGAGGAGCUGCGCUUCCCCCACCACCUCCACCCCCUGUCAAUCCUGGACCUGGUCCCGCUCCUGGAUACAGUGACACCGGAGCUGCCUCAGCUCCUGCUGAGGUCGCUCCAGCACCAGCCGAAUCGGUCGAUGUGUCCGCGGCAACCAGUCCAGUCGGAGGACAAGCACCGUACUCUGAAGGCAGACGAAGGGCUUAUAGACGACACAUCUGA